Funneliformis caledonium is the source of this 1612-nucleotide messenger RNA. NCBI's taxonomy places the organism in Eukaryota, Fungi, Glomeromycota, Glomeromycetes, Glomerales, Glomeraceae. The record is from the annotation of a GenBank genome assembly.
AUGGCGGAGAAGGUGCAAUAUUACCUUGAACAAAUGGUCCCUGAGCUUGAGGACUUGGAACGUAAAGAAAUAUUCACAAAAGAAGAAAUAAAGUCGGUUAUAAAGAAACGAACAGCAUUUGAAUAUGCACUUAAAAGAAGACCAGCACGAGUCAUCGAUUUUUUAAAAUAUAUAGAGGCGGUAACUAAAUUUAAAGGUGAUAUUAAACUAUGGCUACAAUAUAUUGAUUUUGCUAAAAACGAAGGGGAUGAUAAGAUGCUUGGUAAGAUCUUUGGGAGUGUUCUACAAUUGCAUCCAACUAAACCAAUAUUUUGGAUAAUGGCAUCAAAAUAUGAGUAUGAAGUUAAUGCUAAUAUAAUGUCUGCUAGAGUAUACGUCGAAAAAAUAAAAGCUCGUAGAAGGAUUUUAGGAAUUUCCAACAAUAAAGAUGAAGAAUUUAACGACUACGAAGAUUCUCAAAAUUUUAUCAAGAUAGCAGAUGAUGAUCUUUUAAAAGCAAAGGAAUUAGAUCUAGAAGGAAUAGAUCGUGUACAAGAAAUUAAUUUAGAUGAUGAUAAUUUAUUGUUUCGGGGAGAACUUUCUAAAGUUGUUUAUUUUAAUGCUAUUAAAGCUAUUCCUAAUGAUUUGUCUUUUCGAAAAGAGUUUGUUAAUGUUUGCCGAGAAUUCUCUGAUAUAAAGGUGGUUCAAGAAGAAAUUUAUGAAAGUAUACGAAAAGACUUUAAAAGUAAUCCAGAAGCUUUAUCAUAUGUUAUUGAAAGACAUGUAGAUAAUAUUUCUGAUGUGCAAAGCACCGAAUUCAUAAAUGCAAUUAAGCAUAGUAUUGAUGAAUUUCAAGAAUGUAUUGAGAAAUUUCCUAAUUAUGAAAUGUGGUAUAUGUAUUCGCAAUUUCUAUUAAAAUAUUUACAUAUGGUUUCUGAACCCAAUCUGGUUUCUUUUUUAAAUAAAAAAUUAUCUAUAACUUAUAAAAAUGCUGCAAGAUCCAAUUUAGCAUCAUCAUCAAUGUAUUUAGAUUGGAUAAAUUGGAUUUUAGAAAAAGAUGAUGUAAAAUAUGAGAAAAUUAAAGGAUUAUUGAAGAAAGCUACAGAUACUUGGCCCAAUAAUUCAAAACUAUGGGAAAAAAGAAUUAAUGUUAUUAGUUAUUUUGAUUCUAAUGAAGAAAGAGAAUCAAUUGACGAAUUAUAUAAAUUAUCAUUAAAAUUAAAUCCUGCCUCUUUAUUACUAUGGGUUUCUUAUCUUUCUUGGAUAUUUAAGUAUGGUGAUUUAAAAGAUAUGGAAUUAGAAAAUUUGUUAUUGAAUUCGAUUUCUAAAAUAUCUUCGUUAUUACAAAGUACUCAUAAGAGUAAAGAUGAUAACGAUUAUCAACCUAACGAAGUUAAAGAUCAAAUUACGACGAAAUAUUUGAAAUGGGCCGUAGAGAAAGGAGGAUUAGAAAAGGCUCGCAAAGUUUAUAUGAGUUUAUUCAAUAAAACUUUGCCAACUCUAAAAUUUUAUCAAACAUGUAUUGAAAUUGAACAAGAAUACUUAGAAGGCUCAUCAACCUCUACAUCCAAUUCUAAAGCUCAUUUAAUUUGGCUUUAUGAACAAGCUUGUGGAUUUGAGAAAGCUCCAAUUG